Nyctereutes procyonoides (raccoon dog) is the source of this 3052-nucleotide messenger RNA. RefSeq names its product splA/ryanodine receptor domain and SOCS box containing 1 (gene SPSB1). The transcript has 3 exons. Gene Ontology annotation, biological process: proteasome-mediated ubiquitin-dependent protein catabolic process. NCBI's taxonomy places the organism in Eukaryota, Metazoa, Chordata, Mammalia, Carnivora, Canidae. Gene Ontology annotation, cellular component: SCF ubiquitin ligase complex. Gene Ontology annotation, molecular function: protein binding. The coding region runs from base 303 to 1124 and encodes 273 amino acids. The record is from RefSeq and is a predicted model, not a curated record.
CAGAAGUCGCGCUCGGGCUCCCCGCGCGCUCGCAGCCGGAACGAGGCUCCAGGCGCUGGCGCCGGGGCCGCGGGAGGAGACGAGUUCGCUCCUCUCCCCGCGGCGGGCGCGGCCUCCUCGGCCCGAAGAGCGGCGGCGGCGGCCUCCCAGGCGCGGCACCACGGAGGGCCCUACAGUCCCCAGAGGCCGCCUACCAACCUUCCUUAGGACUGAUCUGGGCUUCAUUGGAAAACCGGACGGAAGGCCCCACGAUUGAUGAGUUUGCUGUGGGACUCAGUGCAGAGGUGAAACCAAAGGCAAACAUGGGUCAGAAGGUCACUGGAGGGAUCAAGACCGUGGACAUGAGGGACCCCACGUACCGGCCCCUGAAGCAGGAGCUCCAGGGCCUGGACUACUGCAAGCCCACCCGCCUGGACCUGCUGCUAGACAUGCCCCCCGUGUCCUACGACAUCCAGCUGCUCCACUCAUGGAAUAACAAUGACCGAUCGCUCAAUGUCUUUGUGAAGGAGGACGACAAGCUGAUCUUUCACCGGCAUCCGGUGGCCCAGAGUACAGAUGCCAUCAGGGGCAAAGUUGGGUACACACGUGGGCUGCAUGUUUGGCAGAUCACGUGGGCCAUGAGGCAGCGGGGCACACACGCUGUGGUUGGGGUGGCGACAGCGGAUGCCCCCCUGCACUCUGUCGGGUACACAACCCUCGUGGGGAACAACCAUGAGUCUUGGGGCUGGGACUUGGGGCGCAACCGGCUCUAUCAUGAUGGCAAAAACCAACCAAGCAAAACAUACCCGGCCUUUUUGGAGCCGGAUGAGACAUUUAUUGUCCCCGACUCCUUCCUUGUGGCCCUGGACAUGGAUGACGGGACUCUGAGCUUCAUUGUGGACGGACAGUACAUGGGAGUGGCUUUUCGAGGACUCAAGGGCAAAAAACUAUAUCCUGUAGUGAGUGCCGUCUGGGGCCACUGUGAGAUCCGCAUGCGCUACUUGAAUGGACUUGACCCCGAGCCCCUGCCGCUCAUGGAUCUCUGCCGCCGCUCAGUGCGCCUGGCCCUCGGGAAGGAGCGUCUGGGUGACAUCCACACGCUGCCGCUGCCGGCCUCUCUCAAGGCCUACCUCCUCUACCAGUGACCCUCCACCCUGCAUCGCCAGCGCGACAGCUACCUGGUGCCACCUCGCCGGCCUGCCGCCGUGCGGUACCCUGUGCCUCGGACUGGCAUCCGGCCGCGGGAAGACGUCCCUGCUCUUCCUCUCCAUCCUCCCCGCUGCCCCUGCCGGACGCUGACCGCUCGACACAGGCUCCUCUGUCCCCAUGCUGACAUUGGCAGAAGUCCCCUGCAUGCCGUAUCACAGUCCCUCUUUGGAAAAAAACACAGAGAACAGACUCCUAGGAAGCCCUACACUGAGCUCCAGUAUGCCCUCGGGGUGGCUCGGGGACCCCCCCCCCACCUGCCAGGUCCCAGGAGGAGGUGCCCUGGCCCCAAGAGCAGACCCCAGGGUGACUAAGAGAUGCUCAGAUGAGGGCUGGUGCUGAGGCCAGGGGGGCCGUGGCACAGCAGACAACGCUCAGGACAUCAGAAACUCCCCCACGGACACCCAGGCAGAAGCCAAGACUUUCCCCAGGCACAUGAGCACCCAGCAUCACCACGGCUGUCAGCCCUCCCCCGGUACCCUGUAUUUAUUCUUUUAACAAUAACGAAAGCCAUUUAUUUAUUCCAUUUAGAAAGGAAACCUUGUUUCAUUCUCCUCUCUCUGGGGUGUUCUGUAGCUCUUCCUCUACCUGCCCCUCCCGGGGACAUGUGUGCCUCACCUGCCCCUCUCAUUGGGCUGUGUCUGUGGUAUGUCCUCACGUGGGCACAGUGGUGUCUUUAUGUGGGUCCCCGGGCCCACAGUUUCCUGGGGGCUCUGCUCCGAGUUUCCGAGCACGCCCCUCAGGGAACAUUAGCCUCAUGUGCAAUAUGAGAGUCUUAGGGGACCUGUCUGCAGGAGCCGUGGCAGCUCCCUGUGUCUCCAGGUAGUCACCUAACCACUCCAGCUCCUACGUCUUUGCACAUGGUUUUACUUCUUAGUCUUCUGUGGGGGGGUUGCUUUUUGCUUUUGCCUCCCCAGCUGAGAUCUCCCAUGUGCAGCCUCAGAAGCUCUGGCUUCCCAAGAACUAAGAAGGGAGGAUGGGUGGGGUCUGCAGCCCCAGAGAAGCCAGGGGCGCGGCGGGGUUGGGAGAGCAGAGUGAGGUGCCCCUCGGAAGCCAGCACAGGCCUCCACAUAGUGUUCCUGUCCGGGCUUUGCAUCCGAGUGGAGCAGCCUCAGCUCAUCACGACCCCCCAGAGCCACACGAGGAGCAGGGCGGGGUGAGGAGGGGCAGCCAGCAGAAGAGGGCCACCUGUGCCCUGCCACGGCCCCCCCACGUAGCAGACCCCAGCCCCUGCCACUGUACUCACCGCUUCUUCGAUCUUGAAGUCAACUCUCUUAGAAUCUGACUUCUGUUCAUUUCUGUACAGGUACAAUAGAUGACUUUAUUUGUUUAAAUGUUUAAUAUAUAUACAUAUAUAUUUGUCUGUAAGAAUUAUGUUUUAAACAGCUGCUGUAGGGUACCUUUAAAAAAAAAAAAAGUCUUCCAGUGGAGUAUAUUUUUUAAAGCACAAAAUUGGUGCCAAGUCUGGGUGAGGAAUGUAAAUUACCCCCUUAUUAUUUUGAGGUUUUUUUCCAGGGGGGAGGAAGGGGAGGAAACCUUACCUAUAAGACUCUUAAAGACAUUUUCUCACUCCUGUUUCAGGGUGGGUCAUGUUCUCAUGAAUGUUGCACACGAGAGAGUUUUACUUACACCGAUCCCAGCCUUACUGCCUUGACCCAGCCGUCUCCCACGGACGCUGGAUGAAUUGUGGGCUCUUGGUCAUCUCUCUGCACCUCUGUCCCCGGCUUCCCAAACCUCAGCCCCACCCUUCUUUCCUCUCAGCUCAGAACCUUGUGACCUGUACAGUUUUGAAACACCCGUUCUAUUUUAUGAUGGUUAAUAAUAGUCAGUAACCUAAUAAAGGAAAGUUUAUUAAAAUACAAAACCA